CUGUUUCCUAACGUAGUAUUUAUAGUGAAUGGAGAGGUGGAUAUGAGAGCACUGCAUAGCUAAGUCUAACACUGCAAGUGAUCCUGAGUCAUCAUCAGACUGAAUAAUGCAAUGCACCCAGAACCCGGACUUCUUCUUCAGUAUUUUACUGUUCUUCGUUGGACUAUUGUUUCUUUUCAAACAACUGACUGAGCCUGCAGGUUAUGGAAAACAUGUACAGAGAAAAGCUAUUCAGCUUGGUGUUCUUGUUCCAGCAAAGUAUGGUUGGUUUAUCCAGGAGUUACCAUCAUUUCUAGUGCCUUUAUUGGUGACACUAUACAAUCAAGGCUGUGAUACUGUGGGACGUCAGAUGCUCUUCUUCAUGUUUUGUGGACACUAUUUUCAAAGGACAUUUAUCUUUUCUUCUCUCACAAGAGGAAGUCCUCUGCCUUUGCGCAUAGUACUUUUGGCUGUGGUAUUUUGUACCUACAAUGGUUUCUUACAAAGUCACUGCAUGAUUUACGUUGCUGCAUACCCCCACGAUUGGUACAAGGACAUCAGAUUUACAUCAGGGGCUAUUGUUUUCUUCCUUGGAAUGGGUAUUAAUGUACAUAGUGACUAUAUUCUGCGCAAAUUAAGAAAACCAAGUGAAGUCACCUACAAGAUUCCACAAGGAGGAAUGUUUAACUAUGUGUCUGGGGCGAAUUUCCUGGGAGAAAUUGUAGAAUGGUUUGGUUAUGCUGUAGCAACAUGGUCUCUACCAGCAUUUGCCUUUGCUUUAUUUACCUUGUGUUCUAUUGGUCCAAGGGCUUAUCAUCAUCACAGGUUUUAUCAUCAAGAGUUUAAAGACUAUCCCAAAGAACGGAGAGCUUUGAUUCCUUUCAUUUUCUAAGCUAGUGAAUAUUUUUCUUAUGCACCGUAACAAAUCAUUUAACUGUACAUACUGUUUAUUUUACUUGUUUUUAUUAUUUUUUUAUACCAAAUGUGAAUUCCAAAAUGUCUUUUUCAUUUUAUGAUUCACAUGCAACUGUAUAUAUUUUUUAAAUAAUGAACUUUUGAUUUAUCAGAUCAUUCUCAUAAUGUAUUGCAUUUGUGUUCCAAACUCUGCCCUCUAGUGUUCAUUCAAAAGAAAGCACAAGUAGGAGAAAUGUAUUCAAAGAUAACUUGCUAUUAAUGUUCUUGAUAAUAAAGUUCCUGUAGGACUUUUCGAAUUAUGGCACACCAGAAAGGCUGUCUACUAGUUAAACUAUAAAUAACAGUAUUUGGUCUUAAACUUACAAAACUCACGUACAAUAAAAAAUGCACUUAUUUGA
Molecule: messenger RNA, 1292 nt
Organism: Pseudophryne corroboree (corroboree frog)
Lineage: Eukaryota; Metazoa; Chordata; Amphibia; Anura; Myobatrachidae
Gene: SRD5A2
Product: steroid 5 alpha-reductase 2
Exons: 5
Coding region: 107-871 (254 amino acids)
Biological process (GO): steroid metabolic process
Cellular component (GO): membrane
Molecular function (GO): 3-oxo-5-alpha-steroid 4-dehydrogenase activity
Source: RefSeq, a predicted model, not a curated record